This is a messenger RNA of Pogonomyrmex barbatus (red harvester ant), 4418 nucleotides long. RefSeq names its product javelin (gene jv). The record is from RefSeq and is a predicted model, not a curated record. Lineage: Eukaryota; Metazoa; Arthropoda; Insecta; Hymenoptera; Formicidae.
UACUGACAUAUGCAUAAAUGACCAUCGGUAUCAUUUUGUGGGAGUUUCGCGGUACGUAAUCGGUGAUCGUUUGUCAUUGAGAGUUCUCGUCUCGAAAGGGAAACUGUUAAAAUCUCUCGAACAUUCGAAGGUGUGAUUGCUGAAGGGGCGAUCAGCGACGAUGGACGGUAGCCGCAAUUUCUUAGAUGGGAAUUCGGUCCCGUGUUAAUUGCACGUUUCUUAAGCGAACACAGGCAACGUCCGACAAUUAGUUACGCCUCCCUCCACGCAAAUGAUGGACGACGAGACCCGUGUGCAUCGCAGUGUGCAUCGCCCGCGGUAGUAGGUUGGCACGCAGAUGGAAGUGGCAAGAAAUCUACCACCACCAAGCCGUAUGCCUCCCUUCUUCCAACGUCCACGGUACGACGCGAUGGUCUCUUCGUGGUUGGCUAUGGGCGGUGUGCAGAGCGGAACUCAUAAUCUUGGAGAGGCGUUAUGGGUGCAGGAACGACAGCGGCAGAAGUGCCAUCGAGAGGGCAGUCGCUACGACUCCCACUCGGCACAGUCGACGCAGGAUCGCAGGAAGCUGUUGAAGCGUACAAGGAGUCUCGCAGUAAUAUCGGAAGACGAUUCUCGACAGGAUCGAGAAGCGACGCACUUUCGACUAGGCCAAUCGACUUUCGACCUGCCCAGGAGACAUCAACUGAUACCGAGAGCCAAGCUGAUCGAUCGGAAUUCUCUCAAGGAUAGACUCUCUAAAAGUCAACAGCAUCUCUCGGAUUCUUACGAGAGAUUCAACGAGGCAAAAUCUUAUCAUUCACGGUCAACGUGCGGUCUUCAUUCAAUUCCAUCGGGUCUCGCAUCACUUCCAGAUCCGCUGCCUUAUACUCGAAGAAAUCGCGCUGAUCCUGAUCGACUAAAUAUUCUCGACUGGCCAGAUCCGAGACGAUACCGCAGCGUGCAAAACUUGGAUACCGUAAGCGGAUUAGUCGACAUCGUCGAAGAUAACUGGCCUAUCGAAGGCAAUCGGAGCAUCGAUUGCAUAUACACGCAGGUGAAGCGCAAGCGUAAGGAGCACAGAAGCUUAGACAGUAUCCUGUUUGAAGACGACGGAGAAUUGGAAUACUUCGACGUGCUAAAUUUACUGCCUUUAUCCAACAUACGGCUAGAAUACAACGAGGCGGACUCGUCGAGGAACGGUAAUUUCGCGCGAAGGAAGGUACACGGUCUGCGAGAUUUAAGAGUACUCGAAUACAACGAGCCAAGCGGCGCGAGCGAGGUUUCGCCGACGAGGAGCAGCAACGCAACGGACGAGGAGAAAUGUAAGGAGCACACGGCGAACGAGGAUAAUCCCGCUCAGGCCGACGACGAACCUGAGAAAGAAGUUCACGGGGAUCUCGAUUCGUGCAAGGGGGCGGACUCGUGCCAGCGGAAGCGUCGAGAAACCGACGACAGUUCCGGGGAAGAAGAUUCGGAGAUUAGUUCAACGACCAAGUUCGCGGAAGCUCAGCACACCCCCUCCUCUUCAUCCAAGACCGAUCAUAAGGGAGCCGAUGUCGAAAAUCUCGUGACCUCCUGCGAGGAGGAUCAGAAGAUCGAGGAAGUGGAAGAUUACAAUUCGAUCUGGAUCUCGGACGAGGACCGGAACGAGAUGUCACGAAGACCACAAAUUCUCAAAGUCAUCGACAAUGACGUCACCAGAAGACGCCAUCGGCGUUCCGUCGUGGAGAUCGAUGCUAUCGUCGAGGACGUGCCAAAGGAUAAGAGAUCGCAGGAGAUUACGAAGGAAGCGAACGAUCGUAUCGACGCCGCCGUGAUUAUAUCGAUUAAUAAUGUGAACAAGGAAGACGAAGUUCGUGGAAGAAAAGAAACUGCGGCACCGGAAAAUGCGGAAAAUGGAGCGACGGCGGGAGACGCGAGAAAUUUCUUCGAGCGGAAAAAUACCGAGAAGGAGGGGGCGCGAAAUAAGCAGAACGAGGGCAGAUUUGAGAGGAUCGUGAAGGAGACGUCCAACAUCCUUGGCAAGGCGUGCAGCGCUGUAAAGGACAGUCUGGGCUUCGAAGCGAGAUCCGAGAGUUCUGAUCUCGGCCUCGGUUCCGAAUCCGGUAGCGAUUCUCGCAGAAGGUCGGUGGACGAUGGCAUCGAGGACGACCGACCAUCGAGGAACAUCGAACAUUCUGACAAAUCGCCGAGAACAGGCGACGAUAAAAAAUUGCACACUAAUCUCAUCAGGUCCAGGAGCUGCGUGGAUUCGAUAGAGUGCCAGGACGAUGGUCCGGAGUUCGAUCACGUGCGCUACAAGAUCGUCAAGUCGCACAUGUUUAGCAAGAAUAUGUUCAGCAUCGCUCGAGGCGAUGUUACAUAUGAGGGUCUGAUGCAAUAUUUGCGCGAGUAUUCGUUCCAAGAAUUGCUGAUGGACAACAACGUCGUUAUCAUCGAGCCGGUUCGUGCCGAGCCGGUGGAACGGAAAUCGUCGCCGUUGGCUAGAGCGGAACCCACGUGCAAGAUCGCCGGCGCGAUUCAAAAGAAGAUGGAGAAUCGCGAGAAAAACGGCGAACAAUCCGAGAACAGUGGCACCGCUAAAAGCUCUAGGCAGUCGUCCAUUAGAAAGCACUUUUUCUACCAACCUAUACGGGUGAAUCGUGAGCUGAUUGACGAGGAGCUACCGGAUCCGGAUACUGUCAGAAACGUGAGACGCAUGUUCGAGAAUACUUUGGAGAAAAAGAAAAGCAUAUCCGACGUCGAGUUCUCCAGAGAUGACAAGAGCAGAAGGAGCGUCAGCAUGAAGGAUUUGACUAGCAUCGACGACAGUCGAUACGACGAAAUGUCCGACAAGACACGCGAAGAAUCCAGAUCCAGAUGUUCCAGUAGAGCGAAAGAUCUCACGAGACUCUUCGAGACCAAGUCCGCGUCAUCGGCCAUUUCCGUUGCCAAGGAGGAACUCGGAAGUCCGCGUUGCGAGUCAAAAACGAGAAUCCUCGCGCAAAGUUUCGAAGCUAGAAGCGGGAACACUUCACCAAGCGGUUCCAAUUGUUCUAAGAACAAGGUCGGCCGUUACCAUCAUCAUCAUCAUCAUCAUCAUCAUCAUCAUCAUCAUCAUCCAAAUUGGGAUUCCGGUAGCAUCAGUUCCGGCGUGUCUAGCGAUUACCCCGACACCGAUCCCGGGAGUGGUGCUCAUUGCACGUCGUCCGAUGACGAGGAUGUGAAUUGCAAUGAUGACGAUGCGGAUGAGAGUGGUCCAGGGCAUUACGUGUCCCAAGACGUAUUGAAAAAGAUCCGUGAGUAUGGUACUUCCGUAACUUAUUACGGUGGGAAGGUGGUCAAUAUGCACAAUGGACCGUUGGUAUCUCCGUUGAUCUCCGGCAAUGGAUUCAAGCGGAUUGAUAAAUCGAACGAUUACGUAAAAUUCAAGCUGGUGAAGAGCAAUUCCUGCGAUAGCAGACUCGAGUUGGCGGGUAGGCUUGUUGAGGGACAAUCGUUGCGUCGCAAUCGCGACAGAGGUGCCGAUCUCAGACAAUGCACCAUUGUAGAAACGCCCAGCAUCGAGAUCACGACAAUUGACAGCAGACAAAAAGAUGAAGCACAGAGGAAUGAAAAUGUCGAGCAAGUCGAACGGGUUAAGAGAGAACCGCCGGUGGUGAUUGGUUUGGAACCAAAGAGAGAAGAUUCCAAGGACUCGAGAAAGACUUUCAAAGCUGACUUUAAGCUGGGCGAUCUGGACGAUUCGAGAUCCAAUUAUCCGAGCAGAUUCACGCCGAGUGCAUUGACAAGAUGGGAGGUGAAUACGAGUUGGAAAGUUGGCAACGAUUUCGGUAAAAUGGAAUUUGAGGAAUUCGAGGUGCUCGAGGACAGUCUCAAUGGAACUGACGAGCAGAACCAAUGCGCGCAAGCAUCCUGAAUGAGGAAUCUUUUGUAUGAUAUAUUUAUUUCUUUGAUACGAACAAGAGAAAAUGAAGAUUAUUUCAGAAGAUAACGUGAGAUAAUGUAAUUAUUUUUGUAAUGGAGUUGCGCAAAGACAUUUCUUAGCAUUAUUUCUUUAUUUUAUAAACAAAAAUAAUGGCAUUAUAUUUGCGAAACUUCAAUCGCGAUCGAAUAAAUAUUUUGUUGGAAUUAAACUAAGAAUCUUUUCAGACAAAAAGUUCUCUCUGGCAAAUGCUUCUUCUGACAAUAUCGAAAAUAUCGCGAGAACAUAGUCAAUAGUCAAAGUAAUUAUAAUUUAUUUGAUAUGUAAGUACUAUUGAUCAAUUAGUUUAUUAUUCCAGGUGGAUAAAUCCACACGAGUCAUGUUAGAGCAGGUGAUAAAUGUUGACAUGUACUAAAAUAAAAUACAUUAAAAAUUUAAUGUAAUAUUGCAUGCAAUACACAAGGCACACACCCGAACAACCGAUAUAAUUUGAAUGUAUCAAAUAUGUAAUAAAUAAUCGUAUGUAAUAAUAUCA